Molecule: messenger RNA, 1215 nt
Organism: Thyridium curvatum
Lineage: Eukaryota; Fungi; Ascomycota; Sordariomycetes; Thyridiales; Thyridiaceae
Exons: 6
Coding region: 1-1215 (404 amino acids)
Source: RefSeq, a predicted model, not a curated record
AUGAAUCCCUCUUCUUGCGGCGAGUGUGAGAUUCAAGUUGUCGCCUUCGGCCUGGACUUUGGUGACACGCACUCCGGGGUGGCGAUGGAGACCAAGCCGGCCUGCAAGCGGCACGUCACGGCUGCAGGAUAUCAAUCUGUCACCCAUGUGCCAAAGUUCCGCACGGUUCUUCACUUUGACGCUGAAGAGGACAAGCUUACGUUUGUUCCGCCUGGAAAAUCACCACCCGCGAACACUAAGGAACUUAGCCUCCAGUGUUUGAAGCAUCAUCUCAUGUGCUCAGGAAGGGCUGGCACAUUGCUGGACGACCCUGAUCUACUGAAGCACGUCGAAAGGGCUAGUAAUUUCCCUCGAUCUCGCUUCACGAGCUCAGAGAAGGUUGGUAUCUUUCUCCGCGGUAUGUGGGAGAUAGCGCUUCAACAACAAGCUUCCCUUGGCCUUUCAGCCAAUACCAAGGUCCGCCGCCUUGCCAUCAUUACGUAUCCCGCACUCUGGGACAAUGAUGAAACGGGCACCCUCCAGCGCUUUGAGGACGCUGUGGAGUAUGCAGGAAUCUUCAAGGACGCCUAUGACGUUGUGUUUUGCUCGGAGCAUCAAGCGGCCUCAAAUUCCAUAGCCCGCGAUUAUGGACAGCUUUGGCCGCGGAUGGUUGAGGAUGGUCAGCCUGUGAUUAUGGUUGAUUGUGGAGGUAUCACAAUAGACGCCGGCGUUUACAUAUACCAGCGCGACAGCCGCAACAUUUCUUUGUUGAAAGCAUAUUCAGUUCUCACAGGCCCCAAGGCAGCCGACGUGGCCUUUGGUAUACGCCUUGAUGCCAAGCUCAAGAAAAAAGGGGUCGAUCUGAACGACAUUUCUCAAAGAGAAAAAGCGCCGGCUUUGAGAUUCUGGGACUCCAAGAAGGAAGUAUUCGGGAUUGGAGAAAUUGAGGGAGCUUGUUUCAAUAUCGCCGAGCAUACCAUACACUUCCAUAGCGACGAGUUCAUCCUGAUAUUCAGGAGCGCGUCCAACAGGGUCAGCGAAAUGAUUGUCGAGCUUUGCAAGGAGGUCGAAGCCGUGGAUCACAAGCCUAUUGUCUUCUUCACUGGCGGCACGCUGUGUGGCACAUACGUCCAGUGGAUGGUCGAGCUCGAUAUCAAUCAAAAGCUUGGAGAUAGACGUCCCAAGCUCGUGUUUGGCGAGGCUGGACAGAUGAGAGAAAAACCCUUCCCUUCGUGA